This is a messenger RNA of Macrosiphum euphorbiae (potato aphid), 1287 nucleotides long. Lineage: Eukaryota; Metazoa; Arthropoda; Insecta; Hemiptera; Aphididae. The record is from the annotation of a GenBank genome assembly.
AUGUUUAGUUGCGAUUUCAUCAAAAGUACAGUAAAUAUGAAUUCGGAGAAUUUGUUCAACGGUGGACCAGUGGCUCUUAACUUAUCGACGUACAAGCAGCUAGGCUAUUAUCAACUGUUAGACCCGAAGGGACCGCAUAUAUACGGAUACCAUCUUUACAGAACUAUUCUGAAAAUAUUCCUCUUGAUUGUUCAAUUUAUUACGAUUUUUGGGGUGAUGGGUUUCUUUAUUGAGAUGGGAGAUACCGAUACCAACCCUGGUAAAUCGAAUUCCUUCGAAUUAAUUAUCAUCCUAACAAAUUGUUCACUAUCGUCGUUGAAAAUGUAUACACUCAUUUCGAAUUCUAAAAUAAUUUGGGAUCUCUUCGACCUCACACGUACAGACUUUUUGAGAUGUUCUCGACAUAGUAAAUUGAUCACCGAAAACUUUGUGAAACGUUGUAAAAAAUCAACUACGAUCACGAUAUGGAUAGCUCGUUCUUUUCUAGUAGGACUAAUAUUAUGGGUGAUGGGACCUUUCAUAUCUAAUGAAGAAUACACUGAACCCAACACUGUUCAUCGACAUAAAAAUAUUAUAAAUAUAAAGUUUCCAGUGACCGUGAAUACCUAUAACAGUUACUACUUUGUGUUUUAUUUGAUGGAAGUGGCUGUAGGUUUUUGUAUCGUUUAUGGCUCAGUUUUAAUAGACGCUUAUCUUAUGUCAUUUUGUUGGAUUAUUUCGGCACAAUAUCAAUCGGUCACCAAAGCAUUCGCGACAUUUGGAUACAAUAAACAGGGAUCCCCGAAAGACAUUUAUAAAGAUUUCAAAUCAAUUAUAAUCGACCAUCAAAAUGUUUAUUUAAAAAUGAAAUCAUUUUAUGCUGUCGUGCGACCCAUUACUCUCAUUCAUGUGUUUGCUUAUUCGUGCUCAUUAAUUAUGUAUGCAUAUGUCAUCGUAACGAUAUUUAAUUCAAAAGAAUCGUUCAUUAUUGCUGAAAUAAUGAAAAUAGUAAUGACGGUAUCAAAUGUCACAAUAGAAGUGUUUAUCUUUUGUUAUUUAUUUGAACUUAUUGACAACAAAAAAGAAGAUGUGAACUUUGGAUUAUACAGCUGUAAUUGGACUGGGAUGGACAUAAAGUUUAAACAACUCUUGUUAAUGUCAAUGAAAAUGAACAAUGCUAAUCGAUUAAAGUUAAAAGCAUCGCCAGAUGUAACCAUCAAUCGGCCAUUUUUUGCAAACGUAAUCCAUACUUGUUUCAAAAUAGUUUCAGUUUUAAUCCAAACUCAAUCCAUCGACUUAUUAAACUAA